GUGAUGCUCAGUUCUCACUCCAGUUUACUUUCAUUUCAUUUUGGGGUGAAGGGUUUAGAGAAGCAAAGAUGAAUGAAGCUCGCCCACGUUAUGUCAUCAAUCGUCCAGCUUAUUCUAGCAACUACUUCGAUGAAGAGUUUGAGAGGAAAAGUAGAAGUUAUCCCCUUGGAGAGAAAAUAAAGAAUCUUUUCAGAUGUUCACCAUCCAGACUCAAACUCAUCCUGUACAGCCUGUUUCCCAUUCUUGUAUGGCUACCAAAAUACAAAAUCAAAGAUUACAUUUUGCCUGAUGUCCUUGGUGGAGUCAGUGCUGGGACUAUUCAAGUGCCUCAAGGCAUGGCCUUUGCUCUGCUGGCCAAUUUACCUCCUAUCAAUGGGCUCUAUUCUUCCUUCUUCCCUCUAAUAACUUAUUUCUUGCUUGGAGGUAUUCAUCAGAUGGUCCCGGGCACUUUUGCAGUCAUCAGUAUUAUUGUGGGGAAUGUCUGCCAUGAGCUGGCUCCUGAUUCUGAAUUCCAGUAUUUCAACCAUACGGCCAAUAAGAUGAUGAUUAACCACACAGCCAUGGAAGCUGCAAGAAUGGAGAUCUCUGCUACUUUGGCUUGUCUGACAGCCAUAAUACAGAUAUGCCUGGGAUUCGUGCAGUUUGGCUUCGUUGCUAUCUACCUUUCAGAAUCCUUCAUUAGAGGUUUCAUGACAGCCGCCGGCCUACAGAUCCUUAUCUCUGUGCUCAAAUAUAUCAUUGGUGUGACGAUUGAUUCCUACACAGGGCCCCUUGCCAUUGUCUACACUUUUAUCGAUAUUUGCAAAAGCCUGCCUAAGACCAAUGUGGCCUCCCUGGUGUUUGCCUUGAUCAGCACUGUACUCCUGAUAAUUGUGAAAGAACUGAAUAUGAAAUACAUGAAGAAGAUCCGAGUCCCCAUUCCCAUGGAGAUCAUUAUAGUCAUAGUAGCUACUGCAGUUUCUGGAAGCUUUAAUAUGUCUGAGAAAUAUGACAUGCCAAUUGUUGGACAUAUUAAUAUGGGCUUCCCAUCUGCCACUCUUCCCCUGGUGGGCAAGUGGAAAGAUAUGAUUGGCACUGCUUUUUCGCUAGCCAUUGUGGGCUAUGUGAUCAAUCUGGCUAUGGGCAGAACUCUUGGAACCAAGCAUGGCUAUGAUGUGGAUCCCAACCAGGAAAUGCUGGCCCUGGGCUGCAGCAACUUUUUUGGAUCCUUUUUCAAAAUCCAUGUGAUCUGCUGUGCUCUUUCAGUGACCUUAGCUGUGGAUGGAGCUGGAGGGAAAUCUCAGAUUGCAAGUUUUUGUGUGGCGCUGGUCGUGAUGAUAACCAUGUUGUCUUUGGGAACCUACCUCAGUCCCCUUCCUAAGUCUGUGCUGGGAGCCUUGAUAGCUGUGAACCUGAAGAAUUCUCUCAAACAACUCACAGAUCCUUACUAUCUCUGGAAAAAAAGCAAGUUGGACUGUAUGGUUUGGGUGGUGAGCUUCCUGUCAGCUUUCUUCCUGGGCUUGCCCUUUGGACUUGCCGUGGGAGUGGGCUUUUCCAUCCUGGUGGUGGUUUUCCAUACCCAGUUCCGCAAUGGAUCUGUCCUUGGCCCUGUAGCCUCUUCUGAUAUAUACAAGAAUCCCAAAGUUUACAACAAGGUCCAAGAAAUAGAUGGGAUUAAAAUCGUUACCUACUGCUCCCCACUGUACUUUGCUAAUUCAGAGAUAUUUAGAGAGAAAGUUAUUGCCAAGACUGGUGUGGAUCCCAUAAAAGUCUAUUUGUCCCGGAAAAAGUAUGUGAAGCAUCAGGAAAAGGUGACAGCAGUACUACAAAAAACAAGCAAACUAAAAUCUCUCUUCAGGAAAAACAAGACUAUGUCUUUGCAAGAGCUCCAGAAGGAUUUUGGAAGUAUUUCUCCAACAGAUACCAACAACAACCAGACAGCUGCCAAUGGCAACAGCAUCUCCUAUGUAGCCUUCAAUCCAGAGCCGAACACUGCGAGGCAGAUCAAUGCCUCCUGUGAACAGGAAAGCACUGCUAGUCACCGGAGCAGUACCUGCAGUGUUAUCCCAGCCUCAAACAUUGAUCCUAUGUCCACAGCACCUCCAUUUGUCAACUUCCACACAAUUAUCCUUGACAUGAGUGGAGUUUGCUUUGUGGAUCUGAUGGGCACAAAAGCUUUGGGAAAGCUGUGUACCAGCUAUCAGAAGAUCGGCAUUAAAGUCUUCCUGGCAAAUAUACCCGCCCAAGUGUAUGAUGACAUUCGCACAGGUGGAGUAUUUGAAGAAGGAGGCCUUGAGCCCAGUCAUCUCUUCGUGACCAUCCAUGAUGCUGUUUUGUUUGCAACAAUGAAUGGCAACAGAGCUAUAUGCCGUCCUGUCUUAGAGCAGAGGACAAGUCAGAUAGAAGUCUCUAUUUCUGAUGAUUCUCUGGAAGACAGCAGUGCUGAAUUCCAAAACUUGGAAGAGGAAAUGUUUGGAAGCAUUUUUCAUUCGGACACACAGACAGCACUGUGAGCUCAUUAAGAAGACUCAUGUGAUGGGAAAUUUCUUGACCAUUACAUUACAAAGAAAGGUUCCUGUGUCUGAAUUGCAAGGACAGUGGCCUUUGUGCAUCUUUGGCAUGGGACCAUUUUGCAGCACAGAGGCCAUAGUGUCACUCUUACCUGACAUUGUCUUUUUCGUCCAUUCCUCUCUGGUCAGAGCAACUGAUUCUUGAAGCAGUUGGCAGGGGUAACGGAAGAAGGAACUCAGGGAAUACCCUUUGUCAAUCUAGAAGAAGCAGAAGAGUAG
Elgaria multicarinata webbii is the source of this 2768-nucleotide messenger RNA. RefSeq names its product solute carrier family 26 member 9 (gene SLC26A9). The record is from RefSeq and is a predicted model, not a curated record. NCBI's taxonomy places the organism in Eukaryota, Metazoa, Chordata, Lepidosauria, Squamata, Anguidae. The transcript is spliced from 20 exons. Gene Ontology annotation, molecular function: sulfate transmembrane transporter activity; bicarbonate transmembrane transporter activity; oxalate transmembrane transporter activity. Gene Ontology annotation, cellular component: plasma membrane. Gene Ontology annotation, biological process: transmembrane transport. The coding region runs from base 69 to 2492 and encodes 807 amino acids.